Messenger RNA from Haemonchus placei, 255 nucleotides. Lineage: Eukaryota; Metazoa; Nematoda; Chromadorea; Rhabditida; Trichostrongylidae. The record is from the annotation of a GenBank genome assembly.
AGGAAAUGGUGCACCCGCUAAAGUUAUUUGGAUCCUUCUCUGUUUGGUAAAUCUUUUCCUCAACUACAGAUUUGAGCUCAUUUUUUCCUUUCUUUAUCUUUGAAAAAUCAGGCAUCGUGGCUUUUCCAAUAUCAAAUGAUGAGUAGACAGCAUGAGUCCAACAAUCGGCUGGAGCUGGGUACAGGAAUGGUUCAGUUUUCGCAACGCCAUAAUUUGGAUUCGAAUCCAGUUGUGGACAGUCGUCUGGAACCUUAA